AUGUCAUUAGGUGUUAAAUGUGAUCAUUUAAUUUACAAGGAUGAUAGUAAGGAUUCAGACGAUGCUAAGUCUGUUAAUAACAGGGAUAAAAAUGAGAAUAAUAAUGAAUAUGAGAUUGCAGAUUAUAGUGCGGUCGAAGAUUCGGGCGAAGAUAUAGGCGAAGAUACAGGCGAAGGUUCAGACGAAAAUACUAACAAGGAAAAUGAUUUUAAUAAUUGGCCAGAAUGCUUUGUUGUCAUUUAA
Molecule: messenger RNA, 243 nt
Organism: Cetraspora pellucida
Lineage: Eukaryota; Fungi; Glomeromycota; Glomeromycetes; Diversisporales; Gigasporaceae
Source: the annotation of a GenBank genome assembly